Messenger RNA from Rhea pennata, 1131 nucleotides. It is a transcript of the gene TRIM14, whose product is annotated as tripartite motif containing 14. The record is from RefSeq and is a predicted model, not a curated record. Gene Ontology annotation, molecular function: protein binding. NCBI's taxonomy places the organism in Eukaryota, Metazoa, Chordata, Aves, Rheiformes, Rheidae.
AUGGAAUUGUGCUUGAAGGACUUACAAGAGAGAAAGAAGCAGGAAAUGGAUAAUAGAAGGGCUGCAGAGCAAGAUGCUAUUGAUCUGAAGGCAAAUGCCAUUAUGAACAAAAGGCAGCUGUCAGACAAGGUGACGUAACUCCAGUUAUUGCUUUUGGAAGAGGAGAGUCUGGCAAAAAGCUUCGUUGGUGGAAAGACUGAGUGUGCGCAUGAAGCACUUGAACAGCAGAUGAAGCCUUCAGGAAAGUUUGGAGCCCUGGAGACUUUCUCAUACCAGAUCAGACAAAUACACCAGCAGAGUGAGCCCAUCAGUUACUGCAGGUGGUAUUUUGACUGCACUGAAAUCAAAAAGGCAAUGCAGGAGUAUGGGAGUGUAGUAGAAUGGUGGCAUCCAGCAUCACUGUCAUUUGAGCACAUCAUCAACCAUUGUAAGCAUCUCGUACUUCUCAAGCUUGAAGUAUCUCAAGCUCUUCAGUCCAUUCUACAGAAACCACUAGAAGUUCAACUUAAAAAAGACAUCUGCAGUAGUCUUAACGGUACUGCCAAGCAGAAGCCUGGAACAGUGUCGAAAACCAUGUCUUUGGCUGAUUGGUUGCUGCUACUGAAGUAUAAGUAUGUAAGAUCUCUAACAUGGGAAUAUGACAGCCUUCAUCCAAGGUUGAAGUUGUCUGAUUACUGUCUUGUAGUAAGCCAUACAUGGAAGAGGAUAUUUUACCCAUGGGGUCUCCAAAGAUUUGAUAAAUUAUGGUAAGUGCUAAGCAGAGAUAUAUUCUUCUCUGGGAACUGUUACUGGGAAGUCGACCUACUUCAUGCUGGAGCAGGACAGUGUAUUGGUGCAGCCUACUCUUCCACUGGCAGGAAAGGAGUCUGUUGACUUGGCUAGAAUAGAGCAUGCUGGUGCAUUGAAAGAUUUGAUACUGAACACUGGGCAUUUCACAACAGGGAGAGGAUUCCCACUGUGACAGAUGAUCCUGAUGGACCGACAUUUCUUCUGGAUUAUGAAGCAGGAAUACUUUUGUUCUACAAUGUGACUGAUAGCAUGGCUCAUCUGCACACCUGCUGCAAGUUCACAGAGCCAGUUUACCCAGCGUUAACCCUAGAAGGGUCCACUGGAACAUGCAAACUGACUUAA